Rotaria sordida is the source of this 393-nucleotide messenger RNA. Lineage: Eukaryota; Metazoa; Rotifera; Eurotatoria; Philodinida; Philodinidae. The record is from the annotation of a GenBank genome assembly.
AUGGUUCUUCAUCAUAAAUAUGAGCAAGUGUUUGUCUUUGAUGACGAUACUAUUCCACAUCUUAACUUUUCUACCCUAUUUAAUAAAUUAUCUGAUCGAUGUCGUCAAGCUGAUGCACUAUUAUUAGGUGCUGCUAUUAAUCAUAAAAGUCGAGAACAAUGGCCAAGUGGUAGUUGCUUCGAUGCUGAUUCAAGAACUUAUGGUUCGUUUGCAUUACUCGUCAAAAAAUCUGCAUUCGUACCUAUUCUCGAUUGGUUAAGAACAGGUGAAGAGGCUCCAUUUGAUACGGUCUACGGACAUCUAAGAAAACGAGGUAUUAAUGUUCGAGUUGCAUAUCCACCAUUCUUAGUAAUACCAGAUGUAUCUCAUCCAUCGCUUGUCAAUAAAUACUGA